Cornus florida is the source of this 1577-nucleotide messenger RNA. RefSeq lists its product as uncharacterized. The record is from RefSeq and is a predicted model, not a curated record. Bases 619 to 1527 code for a protein of 302 amino acids. The transcript has 8 exons. NCBI's taxonomy places the organism in Eukaryota, Viridiplantae, Streptophyta, Magnoliopsida, Cornales, Cornaceae.
GGGGGGGGGGGGGAAGUUAGAAAUUUUCCAUUUAUUUCUCUAUGUGGGUGAAAACUAGAUAAAUAUUCGCCUACUAAGAUAAUUUGCAAAUUUAAAUUGUCUGAAGUUGGUUGUUAAAUUUAGUGAAUUAGGGGCAAAGUCAAAUUCCGGAUAUCUGUAUAGAAAGCUGUUAGUACAAGUUCGUAGCUGUUCUUUUUCCUUCAAUCGUCAAUUUCUGCAUUUUAUUUUGCUUUCAGCCAGGGAAAUCCCUCUACAAUACUGUGAGAGAACUUGUUGAAAAUGCUCUUGAUUCAGUAGAAUCCAUAUCUGAGCUUCCUGUAGUAGAAGUAACAAUGUGCAAUCACUGGAGCUAUAACAACUCCUCUUGAUGUCAUAAAAACUAGAUUAAUGGUUCAGGGGUCAGCAAACCAGUACAAAGGUAUAUUUGAUUGUGUUAGGACUAUCAUUAGAGAAGAAGGGACUCCUGCUCUUCUAAAGGUCAUUCUCAUUAUAAGAGCAAAGGAGUAAGAAUUGAAGAGGGAAAAAAAUAGAUAAAUUUCAACAUGCGUGGUCCCGCAGAAGUAAGUAAUUAAUAUAUCGAUUUUAAAUUAUAAUUUUGUUGCCUCGUAUUAAAUUUUAAUGGUUUUUCUUAUUUUCUUAUCUUGCAUAUUUUCUCAUAUAAAGUCCUCUAAAGUUGGUGCAAAAAGAGGACUAAGAGAGAGGAAUUGUAUUGUGGCAGCAUUAAGGACUUCGGGAAAUGAGGGAAUUACUAUAUCAGAUCGAGAUUCAAACUCUCCCCAUACACAGUUAGGUGGACAAUCUAGAGGUUCUAGCUGCGUUCCAAUCGAUCAUGAUAGUGGAAGCACCUCGGCAAAUGAUGCUUCAAUAACUCCCUCUACUCACAAGGGUCCUCAUAAGGGUAGAGGUCCAUCAAUAUUAGCAAAUGCAGUAGUAAAUGAUAACGAGUCACCACUUCCAAUUGAAUUCAAUGAAAGAGGGCAACCAAUUGGUGAGAAUAGUAAAAAAAAUUCUACUAGCAUUGGAAUAAUAGCACGACAGAAUGUUCCAAUUAGCUCAAAAAAGUGGAAAGAGGCUUCAGCUGAGAAAGAAAGACUCAUAUGGACAUCUAUAAAGCAAAAAUUUGAAGUCCCUGAUUUUCAUAAAAAGGAUGCUUUUAGAAGAAUGGGAAAGAGUUGGGGUGAUUAUAGAACACGCCUUACAACCAACAUAUAUAAGUCAAAUGAAGAUACAGAGGCUAUUGAUUCAUUAAAGCCCGACAGUAUACAAUCAAUCGAUGAGUGGCAACAGUUUGUGAGUAAUCGACUUUCUGAUGACCACAAACGAAAGAGAGAAAAAUCUCAAGAAUUGCGAAAGAAGCAAAAGAUGCCUCACACAACAAGUCGUAAGGGGUAUGCUCGUCUAGAGGAUGAAAUGAGAAAAAAAAGUGAUGCACCUGACUCUAUAACAAGGGUUGAUGUAUGGAUCGAAGGUCACAUGAGGAAGGGUGGGAAACCUUUGAACGAUGCGACAGAAGAAGCAGUGGUGUAGUUGUUGCAAAGGCUGAGAUAGCAGCAACGGAUCCCAAUGCGUUAGAAGAU